AUGGGAAUAAAUUCCCUGGUAUUGAAUGUGUCUACAACAGCAACACACAGUAGCACCGGCAAAUCCCCCUUCAAGGCACUAUACAGAUGGGAACUGUCCCUGACCCCAAGCAAUGUACCAACAGAUGUCCCAGAAGCUGAUGACAUGGCAACCCAAAUGGAAGCACAAUGGCAAGAGAUAGAGGCAGCACUCCAACAGUCAAAAUCAUGUAUGACAGCUGGGGAAACAAGGGAACCAAUCAGUUUUGAAGUUGGGGAAGAAGCCUGGCUGGACGCCAAGAACGUGAAACUGAAAACCCUGAGUCCCAAGCUAACAGAACAACGCUUAGGCCCCUUUGAAAUAAUGGAAAAAAUCUCUGACCGUGCAUACCGCCUAAAGCUCCCCCCAUCAAUGAGGAUCCACAACGUCUUUUAUGUGGGAUUACUGUCUAAAGUGAAAAGGGAUGAUAAGCGUGCCUUUGAGAACCAACCCCCACCGGUAACCAUGGACAGGGAAGAGGAAUACAAGGUAGAAGGAAUCACAGACAUGGAAGAAAGGAACAGGAAAUGGUUUUUCAGGGUCAAAUGGAAAGGAUAUGGAUUGGAGGAGAAUACCUGGGAGCCAAGGGAAAACCUCAAGAAUGCCAAAAAAAUCCUGAAAAAUUUUGAGAAGGCAAUGAAAAGAAAGGCCCUUGGCGCUGCCAAGGCCCUUAGAGGGGGGGCAGUGUUGUAG
This is a messenger RNA of Rhizoctonia solani, 711 nucleotides long. RefSeq lists its product as uncharacterized. Lineage: Eukaryota; Fungi; Basidiomycota; Agaricomycetes; Cantharellales; Ceratobasidiaceae. Gene Ontology annotation, molecular function: chromatin binding. Gene Ontology annotation, cellular component: pericentric heterochromatin. The record is from RefSeq and is a predicted model, not a curated record. The transcript has a single exon. Gene Ontology annotation, biological process: negative regulation of transcription by RNA polymerase II; chromatin organization. Bases 1 to 711 code for a protein of 236 amino acids.